AUGGCGACAGGACUGGGGAGCCAGCCUGUCUCAGGGCAGGCCCAUGUGCCUCCUGAUGCCAAGAUGCCGCUGCUGCUGCUGUCCUUGCUGCUGGCCGGGUCCCAGGCUCAGGAUCUGGGAUUCGAGCUGCACGUGCAGGACUCGGUGACGGUGCAGGAGGGCCUGUGUGUCUACGUGCCCUGCUCCUUCUCCUACCCUCCCAUUGGCUGGACAGAGUCUACCCCAGCUUAUGGCUACUGGUUCGAAGAAGGGGCUGACUCAAAGACUGAUGCUCCAGUGGCCACAAACAAGGCAAAUCAAGAGGUGCAAACAAGGACACGAGGACGCUUCCAGCUCCUCGGGAACCCGCAGAGCCAGAGCUGCUCCCUGGUGAUCAGAGACGCCCGGAGGGAGGACAGGGGAGAAUACUACUUUCGGGUGGAGAGAGGAGGCUACGUAAAGUAUAAUUUCAGGAACGCGUUCUCUCUGGAAGUGACAGCCCUGACUCAGGAGCCGGAUGUCUACGUCCCGGAGACCCUGGAGCCCGGGCGGCCGGCGACAGUCAUCUGUGUGUUUGACGGGAACUUCGAGGAAUGUCCGGCCCCCUCUUUCUCCUGGGCGGGGGCCGCCCUCUCCUCCCGAGGAACCGGGCCCACCACCUCCCACUUCUCCGUGCUGAGCCUCACGCCGAGACCUCAGGACCACGACACCAACCUCACCUGCCGAGUGACCUUCCCCGGAAGCGGCGUGAGCACACGGAGGACCGUCCGGCUCGGCGUGGCCCACGCCCCCAGAGACCUGGCUGUCAGCAUUUCCUGGGACAACGGGCCAGCCCUGCAGCCCCAGGACACCGUCCCACGUGUGCAAGCCCAGAAAGGCCAGUCCCUGCGGCUCCUCUGUGCUGCUGACAGCCAGCCCCCUGCCACGCUGAGCUGGGUCCUGGGGCACAGAGUCCUGUCUUGGUCCCACCCCUGGGGCCCCAGAACCCUGGCGCUGGAGCUGCCCAGGGUGAGGGCUGGGGACUCAGGGAACUACACCUGCCGAGCGGAGAACAGGCUUGGCUCCCAGCACCGCAGCCUGGAGCUCUCUGUGCAGUAUCCUCCAGAGAACCUGACAGUGCUGGUUUCCCAAGCAAACAAGACAGUCCUGGAAACCCUCGGGAAUGACACGUCCCUCCUGGUCCUGGAGGGCCAAAGCCUGCGCCUGGUCUGCGUCACCCUCAGCAACCCCCCAGCCACGCUGAGCUGGGCCCGGGGGAGCCGGACCCUGAGCCCGUCCCAGCCCUCAGACCCUGGGGUCCUGGAGCUGCCUCGGGUCCAAAUGGAGCACGAAGGGGAAUUCACCUGCCGCGCCCAGCACGCCCUGGGCUCCCUGCACGUCUCUCUGAGCCUCUCUGUGCACUACCCCCCGCAGCUGCUGGGCCCCUCCUGCUCCUGGGAGGCCGAGGGGCUGCGCUGCAGCUGCUGCUCCCGAGCCCAGCCGGCCGCCUCCCUGCGCUGGCGGCUCGGGGAGGGGCUGUGGGAGGGGAACGGCAGCCACGGCCCCUUCACGGCCACCCCCAGCUCAGCCGGGCCCUGGGCCAACAGCUCCCUGAGCCUCCGAGGUGGAUUCAGAUCGGGCCUCAGGCUCAGCUGCGAGGCCCGGAAUGUCCACGGCGCCUGGAGCGGCACCGUCCUGCUGCUGCCAGACAGGAAGCGAGCCCGCUCGACAGCGCUCUUUACUGGAGUGUUUCUGGGAAUCGGCAUCACGGCCGUCCUGUUCCUCUGCCUCACUCUGAUCACCGUGAAGAUUCUAUGGAAGAAACAGACUGAGGCAGAGACUCCGAGGCCCGCGCUCUCACGGGGCAGCACGAUCCGGGAUUACAUCAACGUGGUCCCCAGGGCCGGUCCCCUGGCUCGGAACCGGAAGGCCACACCGACCACCCCUUCCCGGACCCCUCCUCCAGGCACUCCCUCCCCGGAACCAAAGAACCAGAAGGAGCUACAGCUUGUUUCCCUCGGUGGCCCAGGACCCAAAUUGUCCACUCAAGACCCAGAAUACGAGAACAACCAAGAGGAGCUCCACUAUGCUGGGCUCAACUUCCCGGGCAUCCGACCCAGGCCUGAGGCCCAGAGGCCCAAAGAUACCCAGGAGGAUUACGCAGAAAUCAAGUUCCACUGA
Propithecus coquereli (Coquerel's sifaka) is the source of this 2139-nucleotide messenger RNA. It is a transcript of the gene SIGLEC10, whose product is annotated as sialic acid binding Ig-like lectin 10. The transcript has 11 exons. Gene Ontology annotation, molecular function: sialic acid binding. Gene Ontology annotation, biological process: cell adhesion. The coding region runs from base 1 to 2139 and encodes 712 amino acids. NCBI's taxonomy places the organism in Eukaryota, Metazoa, Chordata, Mammalia, Primates, Indriidae. The record is from RefSeq and is a predicted model, not a curated record. Gene Ontology annotation, cellular component: plasma membrane.